AUGGAUUAAGUCAAUGCUAUGCAAUAAUACAUAACUAAAUUGAAGGCAGCUCUGACUGAUUUAUAAUAGAAAAACAAAGAUUUGGAAACCAAACUGGAUCAGGAACAUCAAAUAGUGUAAACAUUGGAAGAAAAAUUAGAAUACACUGAGAAAAAGUUAUCAAAUGAAAAAGAACAAGUUGAAAUUCUGGGCAUCAAAGUUGAUGAAUAUGAGAAAAAAUUAAAGAGCAUUUCUGAUACUAAGGUAUCUGAAUUCUUGUAUUUAAGAAACCCAGUUUUUUAGGCAAAGUUUUUAAUAAUUCCCAAUUAGAUUAAUUGACCAUUAAAAUUAAUCAAACUGAAUAAUCAUUAGAAAUUUAAGUUUAAGAGAACGAAAAAUUACAUGCUCAAGUCUUCACACUUAAAACUCAACUAGAAUUAUUGGAAAACAAAUUCGAAGAAGAACAAAAAUCGGCUUCAUAAAAAUUCUAGAGAAUAAAAUCAUAUUAUUAAUAAGAAAAAAAGAAAAAAGAGGAUCUAGAAAAAUAAAUUUCAUAAUUAAAUCUAGUCCAAACUGGAUUGAAAUAUGAGAUCAAUUAAUUGAACAUAUAAAUUGAAUAGUUGAAAAAGGAAAUCGACAACAAAUAGCAAGAGAUCUCGACUACUUAACAAUUACUUGAUAAGAAUCAAGAUGAUAUGAAAAAGUUAACUCAAGAUCUCAUUAAUUAAUAACAAGACAUGUAUAUACUACUUUAUUCAAGGUAGUCGACAAUUAGAGCAGGAAAAGGUUGAGUUCUAAGGGUUUGUCCAAGAAAUUUAAAAUUAUGUUACAGGAUUGUCGGUUGAUCAACAAUAUUAAGAAUUCGUUAAUAGUUUAAACGAAAUCAUAGAUAAAAUGCAUAAAUAAACAUACGUGAAGGAAUUGUUCCUGUAGGCUAAACCAGGCAAUUAUGAAAUCUUCAAGUUGGCUUAAGAAAAAAUACUUAAAUUGGGGAAAAAAGUAAUAAUGUUUUGACAUAUGAUAGAAUGAACAAUUAAUUAAGCAAAAUAAAUAGUUACAAGAUAAAUUAUAAGUGUAAAAGAGCAAAUAGGAGUGA
Molecule: messenger RNA, 1075 nt
Organism: Paramecium octaurelia
Lineage: Eukaryota; Ciliophora; Oligohymenophorea; Peniculida; Parameciidae
Source: the annotation of a GenBank genome assembly